Molecule: messenger RNA, 918 nt
Organism: Paecilomyces variotii
Lineage: Eukaryota; Fungi; Ascomycota; Eurotiomycetes; Eurotiales; Thermoascaceae
Product: aquaporin
Exons: 3
Coding region: 1-918 (305 amino acids)
Biological process (GO): transmembrane transport
Cellular component (GO): plasma membrane
Molecular function (GO): water channel activity
Source: RefSeq, a predicted model, not a curated record
AUGUCACUCUCCACUCAUAGAAGUCAGCUCCCCAUGCUGAAUCUCCCCGACAGUACGCGGAACAACAUCAUCGCCGUUAUUGGGGAAUUCGUGGGAACCUUUCUGUUUUUGUUCUUUUCCUUUGCUGGGACGCAGAUCUCUAAUACGCCAAAACCCCCUGAUGGCGCCAAUCCGAAUACGUCCAACCUUCUCUAUGCAUCCCUCAGUUUUGGAUUCUCAUUGACAGUCAAUGUGUGGGCGUUUUACAGGGUCACAGGAGGCCUGUUCAAUCCUUCGGUCACGCUUGCUCUUUUCCUCGUUGGAGGACUUCCCGCUGUCCGGAGUGUAUUAGUCUUUGCUUCCCAACUUGUGGGUGGAAUCGCGGCAGCUGGAGUGGUGUCAGCACUUUUUCCAGGCGCCCUCAAUGUCGGGACCAGGUUGGGUGGAGGUGCAUCUAUAUCCCAAGGCUUGUUUAUCGAAGUGUUCUUGACGGCGCAGCUUGUCUUCGUUAUCAUUAUGCUAGCUGCCGUGAAGCACAAGUCCACGUUCCUGGCCCCAGUAGGAAUUGGCCUGACCUUCUUCGUCACCGAGAUGAUUGGAAUCUACUACACUGGUGGUUCCCUCAACCCUGCGAGGUCUCUCGGACCAGAUGUGAUAAACAGGCAGUUUCCCGGAUACCAUUGGAUCUACUGGGUUGGUCCUCUGCUUGGCUCACUGCUGGCAUCCGGAUUUUUCGCUCUGCUGAAGCAAUUGCGCUACCAGACCUGUAACCCUGGUCAGGAUUACAAUGAACUGGAGGCCCAGCUACAGUCAGGAAACCUAGACCGGGCGAUAUCCCCUCAAGGAAGGAAGGGACAUACGAGAGGUCUAUCGGAUGAUACAGUCACUCCUGAGCAUGAAUUGCCGCCGGGUUCCCCUCAAUCAAGAUCUGUAGUUUAG